Panicum hallii is the source of this 1193-nucleotide messenger RNA. RefSeq lists its product as uncharacterized. Gene Ontology annotation, molecular function: protein binding. The transcript is spliced from 8 exons. The coding region runs from base 73 to 822 and encodes 249 amino acids. Lineage: Eukaryota; Viridiplantae; Streptophyta; Magnoliopsida; Poales; Poaceae. The record is from RefSeq and is a predicted model, not a curated record.
AGGAUCAACCACGGAUCUCGAAGAGCAGAGAGAGUCUCGACUGACGGAAGAGGCGCCCCGCAGAGCCCGGCCAUGGCUGCCGGCCGCGACGAGCCGGAGACGGUGGAGGUGACGCUGCGCGCCGUCGGCCCGUCCCGCCCCACCACCCUCCGCCUUCCCCCGCUUCUCUCGGUCGCCGAGCUCCGCCGCCGCAUCGCGCGCGAUCGCCGUCUCGCAGCCACAGAAGAGGGCCGCCUCCGCCUGGUCCUGCGGGGGAGGACGCUCCCGCACCAAGACGACGCCCAAAUCAACCUCCGCGAUGGGGAUACACUAAUAGUGGCCGUGGCACCUAAGCCGCCUGCUAAGCAUCUCCGUGAGGAUGACGAUGAGGAGGAGGAAGAGGAAGAGCUGAAGUUCAAAAUACCACAAACGACAACCUGGUGGAAGAGGAAAAUCUUCAUGUUCCUUCGAGACAAAAUGAGGCUUCCUGAUAUCAUUUUGAUGGCGCUGUUUUUGCUCAGUAUGAAGGCAUGGAUUAUUAUUGCAAUGUGGUUCCUAUUUGCACCCAUAGCUCAAAAAUAUGGCCUUGGACCUCUAUAUAUACUUGGUACAGGUUUCUUGAUCAUACUUCUUAAUCUCGGAAGACGACAACAAGGUGAUGUUAGUCUUGUACGGCACUCAAAUUCUGAUCUGAUGGUUGAGAAGGCCUCUCUAAUGCAGUUGUACUGCCAUCUAUCAAAAUGUGGACGUGCUUUUGCUAGAAUAGAAUUCGCUUCUGUGCAUACUCCAUAUUCAAUGAAGACUUCAGGGAGCUGCCAGGAACACUUAAUGCAGAUCGCAUAGAUAGAGACAUCCGAGCAGGUCAAUUUUGAGUCUGGAUGAAUAGCAACCAUGUUUUGCUGAGAUUUGUACAGAAGCAUAGUGGGCCUUGUCUUUUGUUUGUGCCUGGAAAACACUUUCAAAAUCAAGAUAGUGCCCUUCUAUAAGGCCUAGUGUAUUUCUUACCUGUAAGUGAAAUAUCGUUGCAUGCUGACGAUAGGAAAUUACCCGCACACUUUGCAGAUAUCUGAAUUCGCGAACCCAAAAAAGUCAAGUUAGCUAAGACUGGCAGCCACAGAGUUCCGUUCCUGCUCUUAUGAGCCCUUAAAUGCUGUCUAUCCUAUAUGUAUGAAUUUGAUUUUUGAGUUAUACUGGUACAGAGGUUCUUUGCCCUA